GAAACCCAGCCCCACACGCGUCGACGUCUCAUGUGCCCCUGUGUGCGAGUCAGUCAUAUAGGAAGUGUCGCCGUACUGCUGAAGCAAGACUUCAAUCGCUUUAAAAAGCCAAUGCUUGUUUUUUCUUUUUUGUUUAACUCAAUUGGUCUGAGUUUUUUCCCCCGCCUUAACGCCGAUCAUCUGCUGUUCGUGAACAAGAUUGAGGGGUUUUGAAUAAAAUGAGGGACGCUGCGCUGGCCGGGAGGAUCAGAGCUCUGUCUUUUUCUGUCCUCAUUUCUACUUUGCUGAGGACUGUCAGCGCUAUGGACACUCCAAGACUCCCCCUAUCCUCACUGUCUGUGAGUUGCCGUAAUCUUGAGACUGUACUGUACUGGAACUACAGCCACGCUGUGCGUAGAGCUCUUUUCAGUGUGGAGAUCUGGUCAUACAACGAUGGUGUACGGAGAGCAGUGGAGAAAUGCACAAACGUGACUCGCCAUCAUUGCGACGUCUCCUCGUCCAUCACGGACCUGAGCGACACCUAUGCGCUCUGCGUGAAGGCGGCUGCAGGAUCGGAAGAAUCGAGCAAUUGUUCCGAAACAUUCACCUACAACACUCAAACGAACUUACAGAAACCAUGUUUGUUGGACUUCCCAGCUGUGAACAUUACAGCACAGGCAAAGGAAAUAAUUUUGAGGUUCCCUCAUCCGAAGCAGGUUUUCAAAAGACUGAAACAAACCUUGAAACCGCCGAAUUUGAAACAGUUUAACUAUGAAGUCAUUUACCAGGAUGGAAACAACACGGAAGAGCAUGUCCAUAAAUUUACCUGCAAUCAAAAACAUUGUGAAGCAAAAUUUCCAUUUAUUGAAGAAAAAGGCCAGCAUUGCAUAUCGGUUAAAGGCACAUUGGAUUAUUUAAUUUUCAACUCAGCCCAGAAGAUCUGCACAGAGGAACAGCCAGAGAAGCCAAUUUUCGAUAUAAUUAAGAUAACAGUCAUCGUUAUCAGUCUCACCGUGUCUGUUGUUGUAUUAUUGCUUGUGAUUGGAUGGUUCGUCUUCCAGUGUUUGACAAAGAGACGGGUCUCUUUACCAAAGUCUUUGGUCUCGCGCUUAAAGCCAGGAUUUAGGCCGGCACCAACCUUAGGAAGAGGUGAGGAGCACAUUUCCCAGGUGUGCUCUGUAGGAACGUCACCCUGCUCCACUCCUCUGAUACAAGAAGACAAGACAAACAAAUUGACGGGAGACAGCUUGUUGGAUGACUGUCUCAGGUUUAAAAUUGGCCCGGAAAACUGCGGGGAGCUGAAUGAGACCCUUGUUGUCGCCUUGCCAGAAGGAACUGACCACGGCUUGGGCACGGAGGAGGGUCAGUCGGUCAGUGCAGUUAUGGAUCAGCAGGACAGCGGGGGCUCAGCGGACCUCUUCACCACAGGCUUUAAUUCCUCCGGGUACGACAGGCCUAAAGUCCUCACAGUGGAAAUGGGCCCUGGGGAUACAGCAGAGGGCUACAGCCACACGCAGCUGUGAGACAGCGGAGUUCACCCUGCGGUAUAGAGAUGCUAGUCCGUUCGAAGUGGUUUUGCCUCAUGCAGCGAGUUGCUGUACGGAAGAGUCACCCUUAUGUAACAUUGCUUGCCUGAUACUUACCCACAUGGCUAAACUGCUGGCCUGUCUGGAGCCGGGCUGAUAAAAGCAUGCAGAAUUCUGGCAAGAUGAGAAUUUAUCUUACAAGGGAAUGAUUGAAAGAUAAAAAAAGAAAUUCAGCCUUAGCUGGAAUUGGAUUGGGGUUACCGUCUUCUUGGAAUAUGGAAGUCUCCAUUUAGCAUCCGCUCAGGAGAAUCUUCCCAGAACCUGGAAUUAUUAGGUCCUCAUCAAAGUGCUUCAAAUUCCCACAUGCUUCUACUAUUAAAAAAAAACAAAUGUGUGAGUGGGAUACGAGGACAAUCAGAUCUUUGUUUUUGUUAUGAGUGUGGCGCAGCUCUGAGUCUGUGCCUUCUGUAUGUUAUCAGUUGCACUGCCUUGGUUAAAGGCUCAGCUGGUCACAGCUGUAUGAAGGCCAAAGGGAAGACACAUGACAAACUAGAGCUCAUUUUUCACAUGUUGGGUUUAGAAAGUCCCAGUUAACUACUGAUCAUUGUGAUUUUUAAUCUGAACAUGUCCACUCCCCAGCACUCAUGAUGGGGCAGUGUUAAAGGGCUACGAUUUGGGUACAGGUAUUUUUAGAAAGAGUCACGGACAGGUCCUGAGAAAGGACAAUCAAUACGGAAGAAAUAUACAUUUAAUGUGGUUUUUCCUACAGUACAUCAAUACAAAAGCUUUUAAAUACCAUAUUAAACAAUGUGAUUAAUUUGAUAGAAUAUAACUACUGAUAAGAUUGAUCGUAGAAUUUAAAUUGACCGUGUGCUUACAGUACAGCUAUGACAGUGAUGCGAUGUAUAUGGUGCCUGUACAUGUCUGUGAGCUUUCCAGGUAGCUUUUCGUAGUACGGUUGUCUGGGACGUGCAGUAAGCUCGUAAACGUCUGUCCCAGGAUGCACCUGCUCUACAGUCCAGACAGUAACCAGCUCGUUCUCACCCGUGGCCAGUCCCUGGCCUAUCUGAGUGCCUUCUGUUCGUGCCGAGUUGCCUCAGUCGCAGCCUGCUUUCUCCUCGUAAUCUGUGGGAACUUUCCACGCUGGUCAAAACAUGCCUUCCACCCCUUUGACAACCCUGCAUGGCUCUUGCUUCUCCCCUCCGGCAGCCGUGCUCGGAGCUUGCAUCUUGAUAUGCUUGGCAUGGCCAUCAGUCCCCUCCUGCAUGGGCGCCCACUCAGUCCAGUGCCCGGUUGUCACGCCUGAGCCCGGCUCAGCAGGAGAACGAUCCUCGACUGUUCUGCAGGAGAUUAAAUCCUUUCAUUUCCAAGUGGAAUACUGUUAUUUCAUUUUUCAAGAAUUCACCGACAUCCAUGAAAAUCACAGAAUCUGUGACCUUACGUUCCAAGAUCGCAGUUCUAGAAUGAUGUGAAGAUAAUGCCAUAAUUACCCAGCAUAAGCCUUGAGCAACUGCACGUGGGAUUCCUGUAGUCUGCAUUAAUAUGAAAUCAUUCAUUGCAAUUAAUUGACAAAUGUAUCAGUUGAGCAAAAGAAAAGUUUACUUUUUUUUCCACUUUGUCUUUUGUCAGUGCAAAUAACAGCCUGUUCUGUUCUGGUGAUGGAAACAACUUCUUUUGUAACAUGGCUUCUACGUGUAGGUUCUACAACCUGUAUUGUUAUUUCAAAACGAACCACUUUUAAUGUUAAGUAUAAAUAUAAUAAACAUGCAGAAAGAAUCAAUA
This is a messenger RNA of Lepisosteus oculatus (spotted gar), 3287 nucleotides long. NCBI's taxonomy places the organism in Eukaryota, Metazoa, Chordata, Actinopteri, Semionotiformes, Lepisosteidae. The record is from RefSeq and is a predicted model, not a curated record.